AUGGAAACCACCUUUGCUGAAAGCAAUGGCAAAGGUAACAGCAAGGGUAAUGACAACAGCAAUGGUAAAAGUGAUGGUAAAGGUAACAGCAAGGGCAAUGGCAAUGAUGAAGGUGAUGGCAAAGGCAGUGGGAAUAAGAAGGACAAUUCCACAGAUUAUACUAUAUUGUCCAAGGGAAAGAAUGGGCAUGAACGAGCUCUUUGCUUGGGAGCUGGGAAGUGCUAUCUUAAGACUCUGCAAUGCCCCUCUCAGUGCCUUGAGAGAAAGCCCAAGAAGAACAAAAAGAUGAAGGGAUGCUUCAUUGACUGCAGCAAGUGUGAGUCCACUUGCAAGUAUAGGAAGCCCAAAUGCAAUGGAUAUGGAUCCAUCUGCUAUGACCCGAGGUUUGUUGGAGGAGACGGCGUGAUGUUCUACUUCCACGGUGCCACGGGUGGCGACUUCGCCCUUGUCUCAGACAAUGAUCUUCAGAUCAAUGCCCACUUCAUCGGAUCCCGACCCACCGGCAGGACCCGAGACUUCACCUGGGUCCAAGCCCUCUCCGUCAUGUUUGAUUCCCACACACUUGUCCUCGCUGCCAAGCGGGUUUCCCAUUGGAAUGAUAACGUCGAAGCCCUUAUCGUUCACUGGGACGGAGAGAGGAUCCAGAUACCGACUGACGAAGAGGCCGAGUGGCGUAGCAGUGGGGGCGAUAGGAAGGUCGUCAUCGAAAGGACUGAUGAAACCAACAGUGUCAGGGUGACAGUUGCCGGGUUGGUGGAAAUGGAUGUGAAGGUCACACCCAUUGGAGCAAAGGAGAAUCAGGUUCACAACUACCAAUUGCCCUCCGACAACGCCUUCGCCCACUUGGAAACCCAGUUCAGAUUCAAGAGCCUGUCUGAGUAUGUGGAGGGAGUAUUGGGACAGACUUACAGGCCAGACUAUGUCUCCCCUGUAAAGAUUGGUGUCCCCAUGCCAAUGAUGGGUGGAGAAGACAAGUACCGCACUCCCUCCCUCCUUUCACCACUCUGCAAGCUUUGCAGGUUCAAGAGCCUUCCCUCUACAGCAAACACUGCCAUCAAGGAGGUGGCUCAGUACUGAUGGGAAAGGGAACUGUUC
This is a messenger RNA of Telopea speciosissima, 1095 nucleotides long. RefSeq lists its product as uncharacterized. The transcript has 2 exons. The record is from RefSeq and is a predicted model, not a curated record. Bases 1 to 1077 code for a protein of 358 amino acids. NCBI's taxonomy places the organism in Eukaryota, Viridiplantae, Streptophyta, Magnoliopsida, Proteales, Proteaceae.